This is a messenger RNA of Varroa destructor (honeybee mite), 4467 nucleotides long. RefSeq lists its product as uncharacterized. Lineage: Eukaryota; Metazoa; Arthropoda; Arachnida; Mesostigmata; Varroidae. The record is from RefSeq and is a predicted model, not a curated record.
UUGAUCUGUCUAUAGUUGUCUUGUGCCAAUCAAGCGGUAUAGUCAUCAGCCAUAUUUUCUGUUGUUCUGUUCACUUCGAAGCCGAUGAUUUUCAUGGCGUUCGUAUCUCCUUCGCCCGCUCCUCAAGUUGGGGAACAGACGGUAAUGUGUGGCACGAUCUAGACAUAAUAUCGGAUAAAGACCACUAUGCACACGCUGACAGAACUGUGUAGAUGCCUCUAUACAACGCGUUGAGCUGUCGUAACCCAGCGCUGGGGUCGGGCGAAGGGGCAUACUGAUUCUGCGAUCCAGCUAUUCUCACAUUCCACUCGGCACCAGGUUACCAGCUCAUUCUUUGGACGACCUAUUGAGCCGCGAAAAAAAUAUCUUCUAGACGGAGUCAUGCAUCUUUACAAUCCUCAUACAACCCCUUCAGCCGUACUGGUUCUAAACAAACAUCUAGUGUCGCUGCGAAUUUAUGGGCUCAUUUCCGGUAAAUCAUAAACCGGAGGAAGCCACCGACGAGCAAAGCAUCGCUUAAGCGCCGCUGGAAUCGGCAAAAAAACAGCACUCCCCUAAAAGAGGCCAGCGCAGCAACGCUGCUUCGGCGUUGUCCAAGCAACGGCUGACGAUGAGCACCCACUGCGCGUCGUGAAUCGAACAUUACGCAUUCGGCCGAAAUACGAACGGGUAGCGGAGCUGUUGAGCGCCGAUAAAACAGAGUGCAAUGUCGCGAACACCUGUCCCGCAAUAUGGCCACACUAAGGCAAUAUCCAGCGGCAGAGGAAGCCAGGGAUUGUGAGAAUAGUGUUACUAGAGGCGGACUUGGCAGCCGCUAGCAACUGACCGAUACGUAUGUGCGCAACAAGCCUAAAGGCGGACGUACGAGCGUGUUCGCCUACGUUCCUGGUCGCUGCUGCGAAUCCGCCCUGCGGACGGCAGCGGCACUAGUCUACAGCCGCUACCGGCGUCGUGUUCCAUUGUCAAUCGUGAGCACCGGCAGUGUAGUAAGCGCAUACACACAAAUGCUGAUUGAGCGUCUCACUGGCUGGCUAGCUGACUUCCUAACAGCGGUGCGCGAUAGUAAACGCGGCACAAGCCGCAGCAUCUAUAUCCCCGAUACCUAUGCAUAGUCCGAGGAGCGUCGCGUCCUUUCUCCAAACAGCAGAUAGCGUUGGCCACAGUUUUGCACAGCGGUGCUCAUGUCAAAGGAAAACAGUGCUGCUCCGGUAAACCACUGGACAACAAGAAGAGUUGUUGCGCGGAAGAAGCAAAAAAAGAAGCGGCGAAGUGAGCCAAAUUGAAUAUCGCGGGAAUGCUUACGAAGUUAGUGGCCUGUGACGGCGAAUUAUUACUAAGCUUGUUGUAAAAAAACAAGUGUGCUUGUGCUCCUCGUCUAGGUAACCAGGCCUGGCUAACUCCUUGGCCUCACCGAAUGCGUGCGGGACUAGCAAUGCUAAGCGCUGUAUUUUUUUAGUAGAGUUGUGUUUGUUGAAUAAUGCAUUGGGAACUCUAAGCACUUAGUCUGGCGGACUCGUUACGUUGCCGGUAGCUGAAACGCAUCAAAACGGGUACGAGGUACAGAGGCCAGAAAACGCACCGAAGUCAAGUAACGUGGCGUAAUUCUUGCCAGAAGAAAACUAAAACUAAGGAAAUAAAGCGUAGGAAAUGUAACUAGUGAAUCACCACUUACAUAUAAGCGGAAGAGAAUACUAGCCUGAGCGCUUAUACGAAAUCUGGUACAAGCAGAACGGGCAGUUAGGUGUUGGAAUUACUUAUAACUUCAAUAAGAAUCUACAGCUCUUAGCCAAAGUCGUAGGAUUCGUUCAGCUUUUGUAGCUGAUUUAGGCCGUUUUGCUACUGGAUUAGUUACUCUUCUUUGAAUUUGAUGACCCGCUAUUUGAGUGGUGUAUCUUUUCGCAUGGAAUGAUAAACGUCUCGGUGGAAACCAUGUCCUCGUCGGCUCCAUGCACAUCCUGUGAAAUUGAGCCGCGCGACGUACGCUGCGUUGAUCUACUUGAAUUUCUGCAAAUCAACGAGCAGCUUCUCUGCACCGUUGUAUGGGAUACUCUGCAUCAUUGGGCGUUCACCGUGGACGGUAUCAGCAUCUUUGAGUACCUCUACAAUACUGAAUGGGAUUAUCACCAGUGGGCUCUUCGGGUACGGCGUUUUUUCGGCAAGUUUCUACAACGCGAGAUUGAGUUGAAACUAUUCUUAGCGUGUGACGAAUCGUACCCUGUGGCCGGGGUCGUGCCUUCCCGUGGAGUAACGUAUACCGACCGUCUCACCGAUUGCGCGUUCGACGUAAAUUACGCAUUUGCUCUAUUUGUCGAUACUUGCUACGAUCUCGGUAUGAAAGUUAAUGUCGUUGAUGACGCCCGUGAAAUGAUUGAAUUUGCCAACAACAACAGAUCACCCGUGAUAUCGGCUAAUACAAGAUUCUGCCUGUUCGACAUGGAAAAUGGUGUGGUUCUGCCACAGGUGCAGCGGGAAGGGUGGCCGAUGCUGGUGUACUACGAUCGGUACGAACUUCUGCAGAAGCUUAAUUGCAAGAACGAUCGUGUCCUGUGCCAGCUGGCGCUUCUGGAAUAUCUCGAUUGUCUGGAAGACCGCGGUGACUGCUUUUGCCACCUGCCCAAGGACGUCAGGGUACCGCGUAAAUUGGAGCCAUACGUCGCUACAUUGCUGAUGCUGAAAGAUCUGACACCGUUCGAAGUUCGUUGGGAAAUCGUCAAGAACAAGAUUACCCGUCAUCGCAAUCUGAUCGACAGUCAUCUUCGCCUAUUCGAAAAGUACUUCACUACAACGUCGGAGGAUCUCAGUCGGCCGACGUCAGCGGUGAAGUACUGUCUCCGUCAAGGUAUUUCCCCAGCGGUCCUCAACGACAACUGCGUGGACCUCGCUCCAUCGCUGCAUGAUGUUAUUAAAACGUUGCUUCGGGGCGAAAGCCGCACGUUUCGCCGGUCCAUGGAAAGCUACGCCGUCGAUCAGCUUGUCAGCCUCACGGACGAUGAACGUCUUCGUCAACUACGCAGAACACUCGAUCCUACCCAUGAUUUGGAUGUGUUCCGUAUUGAGCCUGCCUCGCUCCGUCUGCCGAUUCUGGCAGUGCAUUAUUGGAUGGAACACUCGCGGACCGCGUCCUGCAUCGAGCGCAAUUUGGUCAUGGCUAGCAUCCGUAUGGCUUCUUCCGCAGCGUCUCAAAGCUCACUGCCAAUGUCGAAGCCAGCCGGAAACGUCGAGGUCGACCUGGAGGUGGCAGGUCCGUUCAUGGAGCUUCUGCGCGUCCUGACAGCAGCCAAAUGUCUGAAUCGUGUGCUUGGUACACCGUUACCAGAUCAGGGACUCGAAAAGCUCUUCAACUUCUGGUGCAUGUAUUUCUGGCGGCUGAAAGUCGAUCCGGCAUCAAGGCACUUUCAGUAUUCAUACCGUCAGUUCGCACUCGCCGGUCGAAACUACGGUCUUCGAUCCGAAUGUAAAUAUGGAUGUUAUCUAUGCGGGGUUCGACUGUGACGGCUGUCGGAAGCCACUUAAUCAAUCGAAGAAAAUCGGCCAAGUUAUUAUUUGAAAUAGUUUUGUGCGUUUAUACUUACCGAAAAACGCGUUUCCUAACUUUCGUUAUGACUGAACUAUAAUUAUCGUUAAUGAACGUGCUUUGGAAAAUUAUUCGCUAAAGCCGCACUUCCAAUGGGGAAUGGGCACACUACACCGUUGCAAUAGUGACCAGCCAACAUACAGUUAUUGUAUAUCGCUGUCAAUAAAAACCAUGCAUACAUCUAUUUAGAUAAUAGAAAUAACAAUUCUUAUUAUAUACAUACAUACACCUGUUAAAGAAAUAUUGCCUUCUUCUUCAUUCAAGCCAGUGGGAAUCGUCGACCGGUGAUGGUAAGCAGCUGAGCUGUGAUAGUAUCCCUUGAGAAACUACAUUGUGUGUAGAUGUAUUAUGUACAGUAUUGCUUCUAUUAAAGCUGUUAGGGAUCGACCAUAAGGUUUAGUUAGUGAUGUAUAAUACGAGAUUCGUUUUUGCUAAAAACUAUUCUAAAUGUACAAUUUUGGAUCCAUCGAAUCGCGUUAAUUCAAUACAGCGACAUGGCCGAUUUAUAGACAAGUAAUAAUUCGAUGAUAGGUUCAACUUAUAGAAAAUUGCCUCGACUUCCUUACGUCCGGUUAAUCAGGUCCACUAAUUCUUUCCAUAGCUACGUCUCAGCUGUUUUUUUCUAGAACAAACCUUGGUAUCGCUGCUUAUUAUUGCUACGGUGAGCGGGCUCAAUAUGAGCAAUCUGAGCAGGAAAAUCGAUCAUUGUAUCUGUUGCCUCUGUGUUCUUCGUGUUUGUAGGCAGACACGUUACCAUUGCACCACCACGGGAACUCGUCAGGCCCGCUGUUAACAAUUGUAAGCUUUUGAGUACUAAAGCUAUUGUUGGACUUUACCUUGCAAGCCUUUAUAAAGUAGCUGUCAAUCUGUUAAUGCAUACGUCCAACGAUACA